This is a messenger RNA of Thamnophis elegans (Western terrestrial garter snake), 3487 nucleotides long. Its product is annotated as zinc finger protein 271-like. Gene Ontology annotation, molecular function: DNA-binding transcription repressor activity, RNA polymerase II-specific. The record is from RefSeq and is a predicted model, not a curated record. Gene Ontology annotation, biological process: negative regulation of transcription by RNA polymerase II. The coding region runs from base 1 to 2847 and encodes 948 amino acids. The transcript is spliced from 3 exons. NCBI's taxonomy places the organism in Eukaryota, Metazoa, Chordata, Lepidosauria, Squamata, Natricidae.
AUGGGUAAAAUCAACAGAGUAUUGGAUUUAGCCAACAUAUCCAAGGUCAAGCCCAUCAAUGGACAAAAAAAGGAAUAUGGGGUUGCUGCUCCUGAUUUGGUAUCAUAUGAGGAUGUCGCUGUGUUUUUCUCCAUGGAGGAGUGGGCCCUGCUGGAUUCUAAGCAAAAAGCCUUAUACCAAGAGGUCAUGCUGGAAAUCAAGAGGAACAUGGCCUCCUUAGGUGACGGAUGGCAGAUGGAGGAUUCUGGUCAAGAGACAGCAGCACCUUUGCCAAAAGACAAAAAGGAUGUUGCAGAAAAGAUGUAUGGAAAGCAAAGUUGUGAGGUAAACCUGUUAAUGGUUAAGCUAGAGAAUUGCUCUAGUUUAUCUUGUCCAGAUACCAAUGUCUUAUUGGACACAGAUAAUUGCCAUGAAAAAGAAGUGUGUCCAAGGUGUAGGAAACUACUUCAAGAUAGAUCGGAAUUAUGUGACUGUUGUGAAAGCUCUGCAGGAGAGAAACAAGAUGAAAGCAGGCAACACUCUGGAAGGACCCUUCCGCCUCCUUUACAUGAAAGAAUACAAGAAGGAGGGGAAAUGUACAAAUGUACGGAGUGUGCAGAAAGCUUCAGUACAAGCCUUUCUCUUGCAUUGCACAAAAAGAUUCACAAAGCAAAGGAUCUACACAAAUGUCUGGAUUGUGAAAGGACCUUCAGGCAGAAACACCAUCUCAAUUCACAUAAGAGGGUCCACGAAGAGAGGAAGCAGCAUCAAUGCAUUACUGGGGCAAAGACCUUCGGAAACAGCACUUCCUUUACUUCCCACCAAAACGUCCACAGAGGAGAGAAAUUACAUCAACUCAGGGAGGGUAGAAUAAGGUUUACUCAGAGCAAUGAACUGAAUUGCCGGGAAAAAAAUCCCACUGAGAAGAAAUCAUGUAAAUGCCUGGAAUGUGGGAAGAGCUUCCGCUCUGCAAGUAACCUCACUUACCACAAUAGGAUCCAUACACGGGAAAAGCCGUAUCAUUGCACUGUGUGCGGAAAGAGCUUUGCACAAAAAGGCAACCUCAAUUUGCAUAAGAGGAUCCACAUCGGAGAGAAGCCGUAUAAAUGCACAGAAUGUGGGAAAGGCUUCAAAGCCCCUGGUGCUCUUACUUGUCAUAAUAGGAUUCACACAGGAAAGAAGCCCUUUCAAUGCCUGCAGUGUGGAAUGUGUUUUGUCCGUUCUGAUAGCUUGCAUGCCCACGAACAGACCCACAUGGGGGAGAAACCAUACAAAUGCCUGGAAUGUGGAAAAAGCUUUGAUUAUUCCAGCCACUUAACUUCUCAUAGAAGAAUCCACAGUGGAGAGAAACCGUAUCAAUGCACUGAGUGUGGGAAACGCUUCAAUAAUCAAAAGAUUCUUACUGUCCAUAAAAGAAUCCACACAGGUGAAAAGCCUUACAAGUGCGCCGAGUGCAACAAAUGCUUCACUGGUUUGGGGGCUCUCUCUUAUCACAAAAGGCUCCACACUGGGGAGAAACCAUAUGAAUGCCACACUUGUGGAAAGAACUUUAGUAGAAAAUAUAGCUAUAUCAUACAUACCAGGACCCACACUGGAGAGAAACCCUUUCAAUGCCUGCAGUGUGGAAAGUGUUUUGCACGGUCUGAUAGCUUGCUUGCCCAUGAAUGGACCCACAUAGGGGAGAAACCAUACAAAUGCAUGGAGUGUGGAAAGAGCUUCAGUGAUUCCAGCAACUUAAAUUCCCAUAGGAGAAUCCAUAGUGGAGAGAAACCACAUCAAUGCGCUGAGUGUGGGAAGCGCUUCAAAAAUCAACAGAAUCUUACUGUCCAUAAAAGGAUCCACACAGGUGAAAAGCCUUAUAAGUGCAUCGAAUGUGGCAAAUGCUUCACUGAUUUGGGGACUCUCUUUCGCCACAAACGGCUCCACACUGGGGAGAAACCAUACGAAUGCCAUACGUGUGGAAAGAGCUUCAAUACAAAAAAUACCUAUAUUGUACAUAGCAAGACCCACACAGGGGAGAAACCAUACAAAUGCAUGGAGUGUGGAAAAAGCUUCUGUAAUUCCAGCCACUUAACUUCCCAUAGAAGAAUCCACACUGGAGAGAAACCAUAUCAAUGCACUGAGUGUGGGAAGCGCUUCAGUCAAACAGGUUCCCUUAUUCUCCAUAAAAUGACCCACACAGGUGAAAAGCCUUAUAAGUGCACCGAAUGUGGCAAAUGCUUUAGUCGACAGUGGAAUCUCUCUGUUCACAAAAGACUCCACACUGGGGAGAAACCAUAUGAAUGUCACACAUGUGCAAAGAGUUUCAAUACAAAAAAUGGCUAUAUCCUACAUAGCAGGACCCACACUGGGGAGAAACCAUAUCAGUGCCAAGAGUGUGGAAAACUCUUCAGUGAUUCUGGACAACUGACGAUCCAUAAAAGGAUUCACACAGGGGAGAAACCCUAUAAGUGCAUGGAGUGUGGCAUGAGUUUCAGAAGAAUUGGUUACCUUUGUAGCCACAAGAGAAUCCACACGGGGGAGAAACCAUAUACAUGUCAUGACUGCGGAAAGUGUUAUAGAGAGAGUGGCAAGCUUACCUCCCACAUGAGGAUCCACACAGGGGAGAAACCCUAUAAAUGCCUGGAGUGUGGAAAGUGUUAUAGAGAGAGUGGCAACCUUACCUCUCACAUGAGGAUCCACUCAGGGGAGAAACCCUAUAAAUGCCUGGAGUGUGGAAAAUGUUAUAGACAGAGUGGUCACCUUACCUCCCACAUGAGGAUCCACACAGGAGAGAAGCCGUUUAAAUGCAUCGACUGUGGAAAGAGUUUCAGAAAUUGCUGGAAUCUUAAGCUCCAUAAAAGAAUCCACACAGGAGAAGCCGUAUGAGUGUUUGGAGUCUGGUAAGAAAUCCAGAACCUGGAAUGACUUUAGUCACCAUAAGAAAACACACAGUAUGAAAAGACAAUGCUAAUUGCUUAGUAUUGAUUCUCAAAAUUUCCUUCAUGUCCAUAGAAGUGUCCCAGGAGAAUCUGUAGAGAUGCAUGGAGAAAGUGAUGGAGGAGAAUGAACUAAAGAACCAACAUGAGACUCCAGAGUUUUGUUAAAAGUAAUAACCUGAGGGAUUGCGCUGUGUUUGCACCACCUAACAUUGAGUGUGUUUAACUGAUUUCUAGUCUGAGAUACGAUAUUGAUUGUGCUUGAUUUUUAUUAAUGGUGUAGUUUAUACAGUGGUUAAAGGCUUAGCAUGCCCAUCUCAGAUAUAGACUCUUUGGUCGGUAAAUUGGACAAUUUAGGGAAUUGGACAAUUUAGGGAAGCUUUAGAAAAAACAGAUGGCAUUUGAGUUACAACCACAAUUAAGCCCAAGUUUUCCAUGGCUAAGCAAGACAGUUGUUAAGUGAGUUUUGUGCCAUUUUACAACUUGUCUUGCCACAGUAGUUAAAUAAGUAACAUGUUUGCUAAGUAGAUGUGGUUUCCCCAUUGACUUUGCUUAAGGAAAAGUUUCAAACGGUGAUUACAUGACUUCAA